This is a messenger RNA of Physella acuta, 915 nucleotides long. RefSeq lists its product as uncharacterized. Lineage: Eukaryota; Metazoa; Mollusca; Gastropoda; Physidae. The record is from RefSeq and is a predicted model, not a curated record.
AUGCGGUUACGCAGAAGAAGAGACGAAGGCUGUAUACCAAUACCAGGAGAAACUCAAAAUCUACACAUUAAAAGCAAUGUUCAACAAUCUGAUGUAGCUUUACAUUUUAACAUGUCACUGAACGUCGUUACACGAAAUGAUUCAGGCAGUAUUUGGACUGUGCGCGGCAAGGUAGACAAAGUACCAUUGGGUGUACCUGAAAAGGUUGAGGAUCUAUUAAGCUGCAGUCUACACGUUUACGGUCAGCCAAGACCCCCAGAAAUUACAGUGGAUCAAACGACAUGCGAUUAUAACAAAUCGAUAGUAAUAAAUGUAACAUUAACAGAUAUCGUCAACGUCAAUGGUAUUUUAUUUUCUAUGCUUCAGAAAAAUUGUACAGGAGAUACUUUUGAAUACCUAUGUAUGAUAUCUAUAAAAAAUGAUACUUGCAAUUCUACUGAAGAAUGCAUCUGCGUCAGAAAAGCACACAAUGUAUUUGAGGUCAAACUAAAGCGUUUUGUUGAACCUUCUAGCUAUGUACUCAAAACAGAGUUACGGAAUCCGCAUACUACAAACACAUUUUACGAGAACAUUUGUACCCUGCCCUGCAGCAACAUAACUAAAUCUGUGGGAUUGGAAGUAAAGCUUGAAGUAAACAAUGGCGAAUCAACAUACACACUGAUAGGCUCAACAAUUGGAGGCGGUAUGGUCUUAAUCGGGGUGAUUAUUGUCGCUGUUUUGGUCAAAUUAAAAGGUAAAGCGAAAUGUAACCCAGUUAACACAUCAGCUACAAGCAGUGACAAGUCUAGAACGCCUACAGAUAGCAGCCACUCCUAUAUUGAUGUUGUAGAAGACCAUGAAACACACGAAAACCCCUACGAUGAAAUAGUCGAUUCUUCAACUGAAUCAAACAGUGACAGAAAUAGGCCCUACUAG